Messenger RNA from Gongylonema pulchrum, 393 nucleotides. The record is from the annotation of a GenBank genome assembly. NCBI's taxonomy places the organism in Eukaryota, Metazoa, Nematoda, Chromadorea, Rhabditida, Gongylonematidae.
AUGGACGAAGCAGCAAAAGUGGCGAAGUUGCACGAAAUUUUCAAAGAACUCAGUCAACUCCGUUCGUGCAUUUUGCUGCUCGAUGACUUAGAAAUGCUAAUUGAGUACUGGGGAUUUGGGGAUCGUUAUUCAAGCAGAAUUUUACGAACAAUUGUAUUACUGCUACGACAAACAGCAAGAAAACCGAGCAGCAAUCGUUUGAUUGUGAUAGCUACAGUAACCUCGAAGUGCGCGAAAAACCUGGAUCUCCGUGAUUAUUUCACCCGCACUAUCGAGGUACCCGUACUUACCGAGGUGGCACAUCUGAUGGCCGUUAUCGAAGAUUCGAAUUUAUUCGAUAAGCAACAGUGCCAAGCGUUGGCAAAUCGACUGGAGAAGGAAUCAAAAAAGUAA